AUGGCAAUGCCGGCAACCGCGGCUGUCUCCCCUCCCCUUUGUCUUCCUUUCUCUUCUUCUCUCUCUCCCUCCACCUGCAAUUCCAUUCUCCAUUCCCAUUCUACGGAUUCUGUUCGAUCCCGAAGCCAUCACUACAAACUUUCUUCUUCUUUCCAGCUGAAGCGGAUCCAACCCGAGUCCCUCGCCUUCGCGCUCGAGCAGUCCGCGGAGAAGGGAUCUCUCCGAGAAGGAUUGCAAAUUCAUGCUCGCCUCCUUCGCCUCGGCCUGCUCACCUGCGAUGACGCCAACCACCUCUUCCACCACCUCCUCCUCCUCCUCUACUCCUUUGCUGGGCGGCCUGACUCCGCCGCUGCGGUCCUCCGCCUUAUCCCUUCCCAUAUACUCACAACUUUCUUUUUUAACACGGUCAUCCGCGACCUCGCAGCUUCCUUCCCGGAGCUUGCGCUCCACGCUCACGUACUGAAAUAUGGUCUUCAGCAUCACAAUGUCUUCUGCGCCACCGCACUUCUUGAUCUGUACGCUAAACUGGCUCCUCUAUCAGAUGCGCGCAAAUUGUUUGAUAGAAUUCCCAACAGAAAUGAGGCUACUUGGAAUUCAAUGAUUGCAGCGCUUGUGGAAAACGGGUUGCUGGAGAGCGGAUUGGAAAUGUUGGAGAUGAUUGAAGACGAUGGGUUCCAGGUUGGUGUUAGCAGCUGGAAUUCAUUUCUUGCUGGCUGUGUUCGCUCAGGGAACGUCGAGCUUGCUUGGGAGAUUCUUGUAGAGAUGGUUUCUAGAUCAGCAAUGAGUAUGAAUGCAGCCACAUUUAACACCCUUCUUCCUGUAAUUCCUGAAAUUCCUUUAAAUUCGCUCAAGGAGCUGCAUGGCUUUGCUCUGAGGAAACUAGAGAUAACGGAGAUGACUCUAGUUGAUAAAGAUCGAUUGUUGUCGGCAUUAACAGCUGGAUAUAGUAUCCAUGGAUUGAUGGACUAUGCUUUUCGGCUCUUUGAUAGUCUUAACUUGAAGAGUCCCCAUCUAUGGAUUUCCAUUAUUUCGGGUCUGUUCACAUGUAAUCGAGCAGAUGAAGCAUUCGUUGUGUUCCGUGAGAUGUCUUCUCUGUGCGUUCAAGCUGCUCAAACACUCUCAAGAACAUCCUUAUCAUUACUCCUUUCAGAAUGCUCCCCAACGUCAAAAACUGGAUUAGAGAUCCAUGGCUAUGCAGUAAGAAAAUGCCUAGAUUCGAGUACAUCUGUAGGCAAUGCCCUCAUGGCCAUGUAUUCUAAGAAGGGUGACAUGGACUCAACUCUCAAAAUCUUUGAGAAAAUCCUUGAAAAGGAUGUAGUCUCAUGGAACACAAUGGCUGCAACCUAUUCUGCAGCCCAUGAUGUUGAUAAGGCAUUCGAGCUCUUCCAAUGCAUGCUUGCUGAAGAAAUCGAACCAGAUGAAUUCUCUUUCAGCUCCAUCCUCAAGAGUUGUGGCCAUUCAACUCAUCUUGUUCAAGCAACAACAUUGCAUGGGAGAAUGAUCAAGAGCGGUGUCUCUCAAUCAUUCAUGGUGGGUCCAUUCUCUCAUGGAUGCCUAUGGGAAAUGUGGGUGCUCAUCAGACGUCAGAAAAGUUUUUGAAGGAAUGGAUUCUCGUGAUAUUAUUUCUUGGAACACCAUCAUCUCCUGUUACGGUUUCAGCGAUUAUCCUCACGAAGCUUUACUACUUUUCGAAGAGAUGAAAGCAGAAGGUUUUCAGGCCAACAGAGUCACCUUCGUUGCUCUCCUAACAGCUUGUAGUCAUGCAGGGAAGCUCAAAGAGGGUUUCCAAUUCUUCGAAGCAAUGAGGAAGCAAUAUGGAAUCAUUCCUGAUGUAAGCCACUAUGCUUGUCUGGUGGAUUGCAUGGGAAGAAUAGGAGAACUUCAUGGGGCGUAUGAAUUCAUUAAAAAUAUGCCUAUUGAACCUGAUGACUGUGUUUGGAGUGCGUUGCUUAGUAGUUGCAGGAUUCAUGGUGAUUUGGAUCUAGCAGAAGUAGCAGCUAGCCAUCUUAUACAGUUGAAGCCACAACAUUCAGGAUAUUGGGUUCUUCUAUCUAACAUAUAUGCUGAUGCUUCCAGGUGGGAUGAUGUGGCUAAAGUGAGAGCAGCCAUGAAAGAGGCGAGUGUGAAGAAGUUUCCAGGUUAUAGCUGGAUUGAAAUUAGUCAGAGUGAGGUGCACCAGUUUCUUACUGCGGAUAAAUCUCAUAAAAAUAGUGGUGAUAUUUAUCUUGCUCUGGAAGGACUGACCUUGCAGUUGCAAGAUGAGGGUUAUGUCCCCCGCCUGGAUUUGAAGUUUUCUUGGAAGGGCUCAUUUGAUUGCUUGAAGUCAUAGUUUAGUGUGAAAUCCUGAUCCCAGCCCCAGAAUCAAAACCUUCCUUCGAGCCUGUAUCCCGAUAUUGAGAAAUUCCAAUUCAUAACAAGCAUGAGGAUUCAUGAGAAAAUAAAAGGGAUCCAUCCACUUGUUCCCGCUGACAGUGG
Messenger RNA from Phalaenopsis equestris, 2475 nucleotides. Its product is annotated as putative pentatricopeptide repeat-containing protein At5g09950. Gene Ontology annotation, biological process: RNA modification. The record is from RefSeq and is a predicted model, not a curated record. The coding region runs from base 1 to 1599 and encodes 532 amino acids. The transcript has 3 exons. Lineage: Eukaryota; Viridiplantae; Streptophyta; Magnoliopsida; Asparagales; Orchidaceae. Gene Ontology annotation, molecular function: RNA binding; protein binding.